Molecule: messenger RNA, 933 nt
Organism: Penicillium odoratum
Lineage: Eukaryota; Fungi; Ascomycota; Eurotiomycetes; Eurotiales; Aspergillaceae
Exons: 1
Coding region: 1-933 (310 amino acids)
Source: RefSeq, a predicted model, not a curated record
AUGAACAUCGCUUCUCUCUGGGUCUCUAGCGGCCUAAUAAUUUCACGGGCUCUAGCAAUAUCUGCUACGUCCACUACCUCUACUGCCGCGACACCAAGCUGUACAUCUUCCCUCAUCACCAGCCUCUGCAACUACCCGGAACCAGGCCCAGACUUUGCCGUCGCCAGCGACGGUAGGGCCUUCUGCUGGGACUACUGUAACGCUAACCCUCCUUGCAACUUUGUUAUCUUCUCUGCUGGUAAUCCUCUCACGGGCUUUGGCACGUGCUGGCUUUACCCGGGUGAAACAUACGAUGCGAGCAAAGGUAGUUCGAACUGCGACAAUCCCAGCCUUUCCGUCUACAACCAGCCCGUGUGUGCUGGCGGAAGCGCAACCACCACUGCUGGUGCCUGCGCCGCCACCGCGACUCCCUCUGCCAUUGCCUCUGUCUGUGGGUACCCGGCGCCUAGUGACUGUUUUGACGAUUGCUAUGCUAGUUCGGGUGCAUCGAACUGCCUGAGUCUAUGUGCAAAGGCCGAUUCCUGCAGCUAUGUCGUCUUUAAUCCGCACAAUCCAGAUGAUUCGCCAUACGCCUCGGGCACUUGCUGGGUCUAUCCGAACGGCACAUUUAACGCUGAGUCUGUGACCACCUGUAGUGGUGAUCCUGAGCAGUUUGUGUAUGAUAACUCGUGUCCCAAGCCAUCGUCUUCAACGUCCUCUGUUUCAUCAACUGCUACAGAAAGCUCUAGUGCUACGGAAAGCUCUAGUGGUGCUGGAACUACAGGCAUUACUCUUGGAUCUACUAUUAGCGCUGCUACGCGAUCUAAUGGCACUGAAACUGCAGGCAAUACUGCAGAUUCAACUGAUAGUAGCAAGAACUCAGCGCCUGCCAGUCUCUCGUUCACUAAUCCGUUAGCUAUAGGCAUGGCUAUAGUAAUAUGGCAGGCCCUUUAA